CUUGCGGCUGCAGACCCUGACUCGAGCGUGCAGCUGUCCUGCCCAUCCGAACGCUCCUCGCAGCUACUACUGCCCUUCAGAAUGGCCAACAGGGGACCUGCAUAUGGCCUGAGCCGGGAGGUGCAGCAGAAGAUUGAGAAACAGUAUGAUGCUGACUUGGAGCAGAUCCUGAUCCAGUGGAUCACUACCCAGUGCCGCAAGGAUGUGGGCCGGCCCCAGCCUGGGCGUGAGAACUUCCAGAACUGGCUCAAGGAUGGCACGGUACUGUGUGAGCUCAUUAAUGGACUGUACCCCGAGGGGCAGGCCCCGGUAAAGAAGAUACAGGCCUCCACCAUGGCAUUCAAACAGAUGGAGCAGAUCUCUCAGUUCCUACAAGCAGCUGAGCGCUACGGCAUCAACACCACUGACAUCUUCCAAACUGUGGACCUCUGGGAAGGAAAGAACAUGGCCUGUGUGCAGCGGACCCUGAUGAACCUGGGUGGGCUGGCAGUAGCCCGAGACGAUGGGCUCUUCUCUGGGGAUCCCAAUUGGUUCCCUAAGAAAUCCAAGGAGAACCCUCGGAACUUCUCAGACAACCAGCUGCAAGAGGGCAAGAACGUGAUUGGGUUACAGAUGGGCACCAACCGCGGGGCGUCUCAGGCGGGCAUGACUGGCUAUGGGAUGCCACGCCAGAUCCUCUGAUCCCACCCCUGCCCCACCUUCCCACGAAUGGUUAAUAUAUAUGUGUGUGUGUGUAUAUAUUUUAGCAGUGACAUUCCCUCAGAGCCCCUGGGCUCUCGAGCUCUCUCUUUCCCAGGGUGAAGGAUCUAGCCUGUCCUGUAACCUCUAGGGUGCUUGAUGGCAGCCUCUCCCCUGUGCUUACUAAGACAUUCCCUUCUCCACACCCAUCAAAACUGGACCACCUGGCCUCAUCUUUUCCCCUGGGACCAAAAUUUGGGGACCUUCCCCCACCUUCUACUCUUUCUCUUCUUUCUCACUGGCCUCUCCUGCUCCUGAGCUCUGUGCCCUCAGCCAUUCCUUGGCUGGAGUCAGACAUGCUACCUUCCAAUAGGCCUGCCUUCUGCGAAUGUGCCUCUCCCACCGCUGUGGCUGUGGGGACUUAAUUUAUAGGGAGGGGCCCGUGGCAGCUGCUACCCUGGCCACCACUGGACUGCGCUCACCACACAUCUGGGGCAGCCUUCCCAGGCAGAGGCCCGUGUGGCUUCUCAUUUUCCAUUCCCCUCACUGUGGCUAAGGGAUUGGGGAGCUGGGGACAGAAAAGGGAGAGCAGCCCACUAUGGUCCGGGGCUUGAGGAAUAUGAGUUUGCUGAUUUAAUAAAGAAUCCCAGUCUUUUUUGGAUGGA
Otolemur garnettii (small-eared galago) is the source of this 1343-nucleotide messenger RNA. RefSeq names its product transgelin 2 (gene TAGLN2). The transcript is spliced from 5 exons. The record is from RefSeq and is a predicted model, not a curated record. Bases 82 to 681 code for a protein of 199 amino acids. Gene Ontology annotation, molecular function: protein binding. Lineage: Eukaryota; Metazoa; Chordata; Mammalia; Primates; Galagidae.